AUGGCUGGCGGAGCCAAUUCUUUGAACCAGUUCAUAAGAUUUGGGACUGACGCUUACGGUAUCGAACGCCUCCUCCGUCUCUUCCAAGCCCUCACCCAACUCCUCCUCGCCUACCCCUCCCUCGCCCUGAUCCUCUUACCCUUACCUUCCUCCCUGCUAUCCCCCUCCCCUUCCCCCUCCACGCCCAAGCCGCUGGAUCCGGUAAUCCUCUCCGCUAUCCGCAACCGCCUCGCCACUCUCCGCCGCCCCUUCCGUUUCUUCCGCUUCUUGGACUCGUUCACCGCGGCCUGGGCUGCAUGGCAAACCCCACUAUCAUCAACAUCAGCAGCAGCGGUGUCGAGUCCAAGGCCCGGAUGGUUACCGGAGCAGCUUGAGCGGUACCUGGACGCCGCGGCAAAGUCGUUCACGGGCAUGUACUACCUCCUGGAGAGCGCCACGUUCCCCGAGGCGCUGGACAUACCCGGCCUAAGCGUGUGGGGGGAGGAGCGGGCUAGACUGUUGGCGGUCGAGGCGCAGAGGUUCUGGUUUCUUGGGCUGGUGUGCGCGGUUCUCGCUGGCGGAUUGAGGGCCUUGUUUCUGUCAUGGGCUUUGUCCUUGUCCUUGGCCCCGGCAGCCGCAGGGGAGAGACGGGCUGAAGGGAGUGGGGAGGGGGAAGCGAAAGGGAACGUGCCGGCGACGAGGGGCGAAUCGGGUGGUGACGUGCAUGUGGUGGUUGGGCUGAGGGAGAAGAGGAGGAUCACUGCCAGGAGGAUGGUGGCCGAUGCGCUAGAUCUCGCUGUCCCCGGCUCAGUCAUCGGCUGGGUGCCAUUCUCUUCCGGGGUGGUGAGCUUGCUGAUGUUCUGGAGUACUAUCCUUACCGGGUUGGAGGUGUGGGAGAGGUGCGGGCGAGAAGUGGCUGCUGAAAAGGCAGCUGGGGAAGAGUUUGGGGGGAAAUUAAGGUAG
Molecule: messenger RNA, 942 nt
Organism: Canariomyces notabilis
Lineage: Eukaryota; Fungi; Ascomycota; Sordariomycetes; Sordariales; Chaetomiaceae
Exons: 2
Coding region: 1-942 (313 amino acids)
Biological process (GO): peroxisome fission
Cellular component (GO): peroxisomal membrane
Source: RefSeq, a predicted model, not a curated record